CAAAGGAUAUUUGGAGCGGCAGGACUGCAACUUUAUUGCCAUUGAUUGGUCCGUUUUGGCAUCAGGUAUUGAAUAUCCCAUUUUUGCGCUGGAAAAGACAAUUCAUUGAUUUCCUCGUCGAGAAUACGGAAACGUCGUUUAGCUCAAUUCACUUGAUGGGUCAUAGCCUUGGGGCUCACGUCGUAGGCGGUGCAGGAGCGGCAGUCAGUCUAGGAAGAGUGCCUCGUAUCACCGGAUUGGACCCAGCCGGACCUUUGUUCACCCUCAACGACACGGAGACGCGACUGGACACGACAGACGGUGACUUUGUCGAUAUCAUUCACACAAACGGCGGUACAUUGUUGCACGACCAGCAAGGCUUUUUACCACCUAUCGGGCAUAUUGACUUUUACCCCAACGGCGGUCAAUUUCAACCUGGAUGCACAGCGAAUCAAAUGGAAUCGACAGGUCAAUCAAGAGGUGGCUGCGAUCACGCACGAGUAAUAACUUACUUUGUCGAGUCCAUCAACAGUGAAAUAGGUUUCCGCGCCGUUGAGUGCGAAAGGCAGGACGAUUUUGAUGCUGGAUUGUGCGCCAAUAAUCCGUCCGUUCUCAUGGGCGACCCAACUCCUCCAUCAGCUCGAGGCGUCUAUUAUCUUGCGACUAGCGACAAAGCCCCAUUUGCUUUAGGAUGACGCCCUAAAUCGAUACAAAAAUAAUAGCCUCGUUAAUUGAAUGUAUACCUUCCACAUUUCGCAACAUACUUUCUUGGAAACCUUGUUAUAAACUAGUUCAAAUCGCUUCUAAAUAAAAUCAUGCCAAUUUCUAUUA
This is a messenger RNA of Daphnia pulicaria, 810 nucleotides long. Its product is annotated as pancreatic lipase-related protein 3-like. Bases 156 to 674 code for a protein of 172 amino acids. The transcript is spliced from 6 exons. The record is from RefSeq and is a predicted model, not a curated record. Gene Ontology annotation, molecular function: lipase activity. Lineage: Eukaryota; Metazoa; Arthropoda; Branchiopoda; Diplostraca; Daphniidae.